AUGUUCAUGCGCAGGAAAUCCAAGCUACUCCAAACUGCAAUCUUUCAACAUCCGUCGUUUGCAACACAAACAAACAGAGGAAGAUCAACUUAUCACCUCAUCAAUCGAACAGAUCAAGACCUUCGAGAGCAUGGGUAUCUAGCAGGGGAAUAUCCAGUCCACCGCUUCCACCGCUUCCGCCGCCUCCGCCGCCUCCUCGGCCGCUGCUCUGCUAUUGAUGACAAGACCAAACUGACAAUAUUUCUCUUUCUAGCACGCCUUCGCCUUGAAGACCUGGCACUUAGCUCGGGCCAACGUAAGACCGAUGGAUUGCAGUACACAAUCUGGAUAUACACCGACCUCAAUGCGUGUAGAAGAAGCAGGAUGAGAAACGGGUCAUGGAGGCCCAGCUCGCUGGACUCGAAAAAGACAUCUCAAGUCGGCUGCCUCGGCCGCAACCGUGAGCACAAGUCUGCAAAAACUCUACGAUCAGGAAUCCACGGCAAAUGGCGCACAUGAUUGGGGUCACAGUGUUGUGAAGAUGAAGAUGGCGACUACAAGGACCAAUGUUUAGGCCGAG
Molecule: messenger RNA, 559 nt
Organism: Fusarium redolens
Lineage: Eukaryota; Fungi; Ascomycota; Sordariomycetes; Hypocreales; Nectriaceae
Exons: 6
Coding region: 1-498 (165 amino acids)
Source: RefSeq, a predicted model, not a curated record